Molecule: messenger RNA, 408 nt
Organism: Boeremia exigua
Lineage: Eukaryota; Fungi; Ascomycota; Dothideomycetes; Pleosporales; Didymellaceae
Exons: 4
Coding region: 1-408 (135 amino acids)
Source: RefSeq, a predicted model, not a curated record
AUGACGCCCAAGAAAGACUCUGCAGUUGCCAACGACACCGCCUGGAAGUGGACGCCCGAAAACGACCGCAAGCUCUUCGUCCUUGCCUUCGGCCGCACCGGCCUGGGCAAAGAAGAAUGGACCAAGAUCGCCACUGCGCUGUCCCCCAACCUCACCUGGAACGCAGUCCGCCAGCGCCUGGCCAAGUUCCGCUCUGAGCAAAAGACGGCGUACGACAAGCUCGGAUGGGCUCUUCCCCAAGGUAGUGCGGUCAAGGGCAACACUGCAUCGCCUGUCAAGCGCAAGUGCAGUGAGGAAGGUAACGAGGGCGAGGAGGUGGCUGUCAAGAGCAAGAAGGCUCGGGCUAAGAAGGGUGGCUCUGUUGAGGCUGUCAAGGAGGAGGAAGAGGACGCUGAUGAGUGGUUCUGA